This is a messenger RNA of Dendroctonus ponderosae (mountain pine beetle), 5403 nucleotides long. RefSeq lists its product as uncharacterized. The record is from RefSeq and is a predicted model, not a curated record. The transcript has 6 exons. NCBI's taxonomy places the organism in Eukaryota, Metazoa, Arthropoda, Insecta, Coleoptera, Curculionidae. Bases 867 to 2045 code for a protein of 392 amino acids.
AAUAAAUACAAUAAUAUGAGUUUCCCACCCUAGUAAAUAUCUAUAAAAGGGAAAGAAAACUUCUCAUACUAAUAAUAAUAUAAUAAGUAGCUAAAUUUUAACGAAAUUUAACAUCAGAAGGCAUCAUAAUAAAAAAAAUUUUAGAGGAAAAUGUGUAAAAUCGUGCUACUAGUGUUCUCGUGCUAAACUAGAUUCGAGCUUUCUUGAAAAGUCUGAGAUCAAGAAAAACUUAUUCCAGACCAGAAUUUAUGUUUUCUAAUUUAGCUCAUAUGCGACUGAACCAAAUAUAUAUAUCUGAUAGUUGCAUUUUAGGUUUUGGACCAGGCAGAGCUUUUUUAUAUGAAGAAUAACUUUUUUGGAAAAAAAAUAAGUUUCCAAUGUUGCUGAUAUCUUACAUAACUAACUACAUAAUGAAAAGUCUUCCGGCGGCCUAACUUAAGUAGCUUCUAUCUAUAGCUAUAGAAAAUUGAUAGGAUAAUUUUUCAUGUAUCUUAAAUAUGUUUGUGUUGUAGAUUUGGAAUUAAUGAACUGGGAAAAAGUAUUAACGACUCUUUUCGCAACUUUUGGGCCUUUUUUCGGCAAAAUUUCCUUUCUGCCUUUAUGCUAUGGUAUUACGUCCUUCGCUCUUCUCGACUUUUGGUUAUGUCCUUGAAUCUUCAUUUGCCGCGAAAAAAGUUUGAACUUUGUAAGUGACAUAACCUUGAUAAAGUAAGCAGAAAAAUAAUCAAUUUUUGCUGCGUCAAAUAUAUAAAUAUGUUGGGGACUUAAUAUAGGGCAGGUAACUACCUAUAACCCUAGCCCAAAAAUAAUUAAAAUACGAAUUAUGCUCACUUAUGCUAGUUAGUUAAAAUCAGGCAAUCGUUAAGAUGGAGAGUAAUUCAUUUGAUGAAACAGCUAGUCGGUCCAGCAGAGACAAUAGCUUACAUUUAGGCACCUCCCAAACCAGUCUCAAAAGCACAAAAAGCCUCGAUAAAUCAAGCUCAGGCGGAAGUUUGAAGCGAGAGAAGGUCACUAUACAAUUUAAAGAUUGCCCCCAAGAAACUGACAAUCAAAAAUAUCCUGCAGAUUCAUCCCUUAAAGUACCUCAUAAAAUAAUAGCUAAUUGGAGAUCAGCCUGUGAUAAGACCAAAGAUAAAACUAAAGAUCUGUUAAAACGAUGGAGAACACUACCUGAAAUUGAGACUGAAGGAGUUGAUAAAAGCUCAAGUGAUGCUGAAGUGCAAAAAGAGAACCGCAAUGAAAGUGGAUGGAGUGUUCAUGUGUGGACUACCUGGGUAGACAGAUUCAGUAUUGAUUCUGAUGAAGAGCACAUCAAAGAACAGCCUUAUAUUCUGACUCCGAUGCAAAUAAGCAAAUAUUCACAUUUCUUUACAAAUCUGUUGGACCACGACCAAGACAACCUAAUUUGCGAACAAGAUUUUGAAGCAUUAAUCGAGUUAAAGCGAUUAAGACAUUUUGCUGACUGGUCGCAACAUUCUACAGAAUUUAAUAUCCUGCGAGAAGUGGAAAGAGGCUUUAUUUCUACAUUUUUAGCGGAAAUAUCAGAUGACAAACACGGUUUUGAGUUGAACAAUGUCAGCUAUAUUAACAAGGAGGGCUGGUUGCAUAAAUGGGCUGAGCUGCUGAAAGGUUCUAAAAAUUUAAUCGACUUUCCGAUUUGGUUGCAAUUUUUUGUGAAGGUCUUAUUUCAAGUGAUAAAUCGAGGAGGUACUGAAGUAAUAACAAGAGAUGAACUUAGUAAUUUUUAUUCAUCCGUGCUUUGUUUGGAUACAACGAAAGUGGGAGAAAUUCUGGAUAUAGCAUAUCAAGCAAUGACAUCAAAUGGGGACCAUCCUCUGCAUUACAGAUCGUUCAGACUGUGUUUUUCUAACUAUUUAUUAGGCCGAUAUCCAAAUGGAUCUGGACACCAUAUUUUGGGAGCACCCCCAGAUGAAAAAUCGUCCACCAUGUUUCCAAUAGAUUAUUCAGCUUUAAAUGCACAACCCGAAGACUUAGAGCAAUACACACCAGACCAAAAGUCGAAUAGGAGAAGCGUUAUUGUUUAAAACAUAUGUAAUGUACAUAUACACGACGAAAUAUACAUAUAAUAUUUUAGAAAAGCCAAUCGUUUCCACAAUAACGAAAUAUUACUAGUAAUAUGGUGUUGUUUAAGACAAUUGAGUCACAUCUAUGAAAGCAUUACAUCUAUUUCUCCCUUAUGUGAUUCGCUGUCGCAACAAAUGUAUGCAUUAGAAAAACAUUGCGGAGAUAUAUAUUGAGUUCAAAUAAAUUCCUGUUUUGUGUAGCAAACGGUUGGUCUAAAUAUAUCUGUAAUUUAUUUCAGACAGGUAUUUCGCCCUGUAUAUAUUUUGUUACUAGCUUCCUUGAAAGAAACAUAUGUCGAGAUGGCCUAAAGUUAAACUGAUGGGUGAAAGAAAAUUUCCUACUUGGAAGAAAAAUCGAAGGAAAGACAAUCUGCAAAUAAUUUUCAAACGCCGCGCUAGGGAUCCAUGUUCUCCCAUGGACCCCCCUUAAAUCGUAAAUAGAUAUAUCAAAACAAUUAGGAUAGUGGUGCAAAAUAAUCAUUAAUAGACGCCGUGUUUGAAAAGUAAACGCGGCCGUUAAAAUACCACAUUUAAUAUAUUUUAAACAAAUUUUCGAUGUGCCUAGAAAAAUCAAGUAGCCGAGGAUCGUAAAACACAUUGUGGGAUGUCCAUCAUCAAAUAUCUCAACUGGGAGAAAAUUGCACAAUUAAAAAAUGGGAUUAUUCAAAAAAAGGAGAACAAUUUCUCCAUUAUUCCGGUGACCCUGGAACUAAAAUGCUUUAAAAGAAACCUCACUUGAACUAGUUACCGCAACUUCGAUUGUCCAACAUUAAAUUGUUUCAAUUUAUCAACUAUCUGGUACACAUUUAUUCAAUGUGUCGAAAUUUAAUGGAUGCAAUAGAAACUGAUGUUGAUGCAACUACGCUACAUAGGAAAAUUAUUUCUACCUGUUACUUUCAAAAUAGCUUUCUUUUAUCAGUACUUUUCCUUUCUCGUAUUACCAGGACAAGCGAAUUUGUAUCAAAUCUAAAUUAGGUCUCAAAUUUUAAAUGUUCACAAAUUUGCUGACUAGUGAGUAGAGAUUUGUUUUAUCUAGUUUAAUUGUGAUGGUUUGGAGAUUUUUUUUUAAAGCAUUAUUUAAUUAUAUCAUUUUUUUAUGGUAGAACAUGCGGAGAGAUAAGCACGUGUUAUCAAAAGCAUUUAACCAAAACGAAAGGGCUUCUUUAAUAAUCAACACGAGAAACCUUGACAAUAUACGAAUAUGAUUUGAACUCGAUAGGAGAAUUUACAAUUUAAUCCUGCUGCUUAAAGAAAUGGUUUUGUUUAUACUGAACCGAGGAAAAUCAUCCUUUAAUAGCAAUCAAAAAGAUACCUUAAAUAUAUUUUCCUGUUAUCUUACUGUGUUUGUGCAGAUAUAAUUAAUUGUUUCUAGGAGAUGAUCCGUGAUAAUUAGUGAAGAACAGUAGAUAACUGAUAUGAAACUAUUACGACGUUAAGUUAAUAGAUUAACUAAUUACAUGUUAUUUGUAACAGCAUCUUUUUCUUUUAUAAAAUGUCUAUUCUGUGAGUUCAAGGAUGUACUGUAUGAAAGCAUGAGCCAUAAAGUAUGCAAUUUCUUUGUUAUAAUUGUGUUGGUUAAUUUUAAUUUAAGGAAAAAUCAAGUAUUUCACCUACGUAUUAGAGAAAAUUGUGACAUGAUAAUAUUUUCAUAUAAGUAAUUUAUUGUUACUCUACCCGGUCCAUUCCUGUAUAAUUUUUGUUCUCACAAUUGUAACCUCUUGAUCACGUUAUGUAAUUAUAUACUUUUUUACCUUUUUUAAUUGGCGUUAAAUCGUUAUUAAAUAAUUUAUAAAGAUCAUAGAAAAUAUAAAUAACUUACAAACACUUACUUAAUACAUGUUCCGAUUAGUUGAGUUAUGAAAUGUAGUAUAUAAGUCAAUAUAAUUCCAUAUAGAAUUUGUAAUAUGAUUUAGUGGAAUCAUUUUUUAUACGAACUAUAGAACUUAAUCCAAUUUAAUUCAAGUAGUAUUAAAAAAUAUUUGCAAAAUGGUUAACUGUAAAUACAUCUUACAUAUAUUUUAACGAAUAAAAUAAAAUAAAUAACGACGGAAAUUACAUAACGUGGUCUUUUUGUUGAUUUGACUGUGUAAUAUUGAAAGCAAACAUUUAAUAUGCAUGCAUAUCUUUAGUAAUAAGUAGUUUUAAGAGCAAUAUAACAAUGUGAUUUAAUACAUAGCACUAAAGUGUAUGAAAUUGUUCAAAAAGUUCAGUUGAAGUUACAGUCAAUUAUUUUAAACUAUACUGCAGUAACUGUAGUACGAUAAAAUUUAAGGAAUCAGAUAACUGUAUAUACACGUAAGAUAAAUUUUAUAAAUAUAAUCACAAUAAGUAGGCUUGUUCCUUUACACAAGUGCACCUUCUUGAAAGAAAUUCUAAAUACUAUGUGAUAUUGAUGCGCCUAUGCCUAUUAUUUAGUAAGAAAUUUAUUAUUAACAAUUGCAAUUGUCCUCAAAUCUUAAUUGAAUAUUACGCACUUAUAUAAUUAUUGAAAAUUUUUAUCUGAGUAGUAUUAGUUUAACGGCUUUAAAGCAUUUAGCAAAAAUACCGACUAACAUUUGUGCUAAUUAUUAUCCAUGAUUUUGUCAAUUAAUAUGUUAUUGUUAGUUCUAUAGAAAUAUAUCUUCAUUAUUAUUGUUAAUAAAAUCGCCAUAAACAAAGACGAAAUAACGCUGUCUGCAACCACUUGGUAUUUAUCAGAGUGGCUUUAGUUGCAAAGAUUAAUAUGUGGAGGUUUUUCCGCCAGACUAAUUAAUUCAAUCGGCUAUAUAUGAGUCCAGCCUAAAUAAAUCGGUAUAUUUUAUUUCGUACUAUAUGUAAUUUACGUAUGUACAGGGAUAACCAAAUAAAAGUGGACAGGCUAUAAAAUUUUUAUGAAUCUAAGCCGUAUAGAAUUAAACUUUGACUGUUUUUUUUUCUGUCGAAACUUUCUAGAUCUAGACAUGGGCUGACGAUGUUGAGAUUGUUCGCUUGGAUCAAAGUGUGUAAAAAUGUCAUAUUGUUUUUCGUUCUCUGUUAAAACGAUUCUACUGUAGGUUAAUUUAUGAAUUGAUGAAUUUAUGAAUCCUUGGUUAUAAAUAAGUGUCGAAGCUUUUAUUGGGACAAUCUUGUACAUCCAUAGUUUACAGGCUGUUUCUAGAUUUACGCAGAAGGAAUUGUUAUAUUUGAUUAAAAUGAGUGUAAAAUGUGAAAAAAGUACAUAUAUGUACCAAUAAGUAUAUAUUUUAUUGACUUUGUUAAGCAAGCUUUUAUAUACAAAAUUAGAAAAAGUUAAGGCACGUUUGUAGAAUGCAUUUUAGCAAUAAAUAGAGAAAUACCUAAA